AUGAAUAGUUUUGUGACCAAUGUUGCCAAUCUUGUGAAAGAAGAGUGUCAUACGGCCAUGCUCCAUGGUGAUAUGAACAUUUCUAGGCUCAUGGUGUAUGCUCAAUCCAUUGAGGAGUCAAAGCUUAGUAGGAUUUAUAGAAACUUUAAGAGGAGUGGACCAAGUGAGAAAAACCAACUUAGGUUCAAGAAGUGGGAUCCAAUUCAAGAUGAACCUAAGGAUCCUAAGGUCAAACUUGAAAAGGGUAGUGGUUCUGAAAAUGGUAAGCCUACUUCUGUUAUUUGUGGGAAGAAGCACUAUAGGAAAUGUCUAGGUGGUAUUGGGAAUUGUUUUACUUGUGGUAAGGAUGGACAUGAGGUGAGGGAUUGUCCUACUAUUGCGGAUAGAAUAAAGAAAGGUAAGCAAGUUCCUCCAAGUGUUCCGGGUGAUGAUGUUCCAAGGAAGAAUCGCUUCUAUGCACUCCGGGCUAGAGGAUCAAAGGCGGAUGAUGAAGAUUAUGUUGUCGACAGAGAGAAGAAGAGAGAAGAAAGAGAGAAGACGAGAGAGGAGGAGAUUGCGUUAGUAAAGGAGGCAGAUAACAAGAGGUCGGUAACUAAACUUGCAGCAAGAGGGUGUAAGCUUUGUUAG
This is a messenger RNA of Solanum pennellii, 627 nucleotides long. RefSeq lists its product as uncharacterized. Bases 1 to 627 code for a protein of 208 amino acids. NCBI's taxonomy places the organism in Eukaryota, Viridiplantae, Streptophyta, Magnoliopsida, Solanales, Solanaceae. The record is from RefSeq and is a predicted model, not a curated record. The transcript is spliced from 3 exons. Gene Ontology annotation, molecular function: nucleic acid binding; zinc ion binding.